AAGGCCUCUCUGGUGAUCAUGGUUGACAUGUUGCCAUGGAGUAAAAUGGCGACUAGCCGUAAACUCAUCAGAGAUGUUGCAAAAUCCAGACGCGUGUCACAGAUUAUUUUGUAACUCUAUAGAAACUGCUGUGCAGCUUUAAAUUUACAUUAUAUUUUAACAUGAAACUAUAAAGUUACUACGAAAAUGCAAGGCGAAGUCUAUUUACGACAAACAUCGGUGAGUCCACAUAACAUCACGCGGCACGCAUAAAUCGCUGAGUGCAACGAGCAAGAGGUCUUUAUUUCUGAUUACGAAGUAAAGGCAGCAGUUAUAAAUCUUGAUCUGGAGAAAGUGAGCUGCAAUGCCUACACAAAGAAAAGGCAGUGUGCAAGGCAUACAAAGACCACAAGUGCAUGUAGUGACAGGUGGAGGUGGAUUUCCUGGGUUUUCUUUGGGCAAGAAACUGGCAGAAAAGGGCCAUCAAGUCCGACUAUUUGACAUCAAAGAACCGGCAUGGAAACUUCAUGAAGGAAUGAAUUUUAUACAGGGUGACAUCCGGAACUAUGAAGAUGUCUGCUCUCUUAUAGAGGGUGCAGAUGUUGUUUAUCACAUGGCUUCCUAUGGGAUGUCGGGCAGAGAACAGCUGAACAAGAAGUUGAUUGAGGAAGUCAACAUUGGCGGAACUGAAAACGUUUUACGAGCUUGCCUGCAGUGCAAUGUCACCCGCCUGGUGUACACCAGCACCUACAACGUCGUCUUCUGUGGCCAGGAGAUCCGUGAUGGCGACGAGAGCUUGCCCUACGUGACCGACGACAAGUUCGUUGACCACUACUCCAAGACCAAGACGCAGGCCGACAAGAGAAUCCUGGCCGCCGACGGCACGUUGACCACCAACGGCUCGGUGCUGCGCUGCUGCGUGCUGCGACUGGCAGGCGUCUACGGCCCGGGGGAGCAGCGCCACUUCCCCCGCAUCGUGUCCUACCUGGAGCAGGGCCUGGUGCAGUUCACCUAUGGUGCCCGAGAUGCACUGGCUGACUUCUUGCACAUAGACAACUUGGUGCUCGGCCACAUGCUGGCCGCCAGCGGACUCACCCAGGAAAAGGAGUUCAUUGCGGCAGGCCAGGCCUAUUUUCUCUCUGAUUCAAAACCAGUAAAUUCUUUUGAGUUCUUCCGUCCGUUGAUAGAAGGUUUGGGCUACAAAUAUCCGAGGAUAAACCUCCCACUAGGCUUAAUCUUCUACUUUGCACUCCUCACUGAAAUGGUGCAUUGGCUGGUGAGGAGAUUCUACAACUUCCAGCCAAUACUGACAAGAGCAGAGGUUUACAAAACUGGGGUGACUCAUUACUUCAGCACACAGAAAGCUAAAAGGGAGUUGGGCUACGUCCCGAUAGUGCAGAAUGACUUUCGGAAAGUGGUUGAAUACUUUAUACAGACUGGCCAUAAGAAAAAGAAAUCUGGAUCAUCACCUCUGAAGCACUUUAUUAUUAAUCUAAUCAUUGGCUUUAUUUUUGCUGCUUUUAUAAUGUCAUACCUUCCUCUUGUCCGGUAGACAUUUAAGUGCUUCAACACUGCUACCUUAAGUCUUCUUUUAAACAUUUUAGUAUUUACACAUAUGUUGUUUUCUGGGACUAAGAGUUUUGGUAGAAUUUUUAUUCCUGUAAUUCUGGAAAAUUUGUCAUUAAUAGGUGUUGGGAUGUGCUUCCUCACAAAGACAUGGUUUUCACAACACAAGACUGUCACAUCUUAAUAAUAUAAGAGAUGAGUCAUACUAACUUAACAGGAAUAUAACCAUGAUUUAUUUCAUGCUCAUGGUUCUUCAUCAUCAGUUCUGUUCUUUCUAACAUUUGAUGACAAUAUAUUCAGCACAUGAUGAUGUGGUGGUUCUGCUAACAUCUGAAAGUAUACUCAGAUAAGACAUCAAAUGGUCUAGAGUUUGUUUUCCAGCAUUAAACUGAUCACACCAAAUAAAACAUAUUAGUUACCAUUCCAAAAAUCUGAACUAGGGGCAGGAAAGCCUAAUAAGGUCUUUAUUUAUUGCCUUUAUUGAUGCACCUGCUGAAGCACGUUUGUCAUCUCCCAGCUUCAGCAAAUGAUCAUAGUUUGCUAGCAAAUGGAAAUGACAAGGGUUUAUGCUUAAAGGUACCAGGUCAUGGUGUUGCAAGCUUACAGCCUCAUGAAACAAUCUUUCGCUAGUUUAAAUGGAGGGAAAGGGUUUCCACUGCGGGGAUUUUGCAUGAUUAGAGAGUAAGGAACAGGUUGUAGAUGGGGUUUGUGGUCAGCUGCUGUAGAGAAGAUGUAGCCUGCACAUGGUGGGUUUUAGCUAUUGAUAGCGUUCACAUUCAAAUAAUAAUAAUACUGAAGUAGUAAGUGCCCAUUCUUGCUACAGAAAUUCAUAUAUCACUAUCUUUUUAGACAACAAAAGGGAGUUACACAUUGGUGCUAUCUUGUGCAGUGAGCCCCCUUCAUUCUUUUAAUGAUUUGAUGCAGGAUGGUCAACCUUAAUACUGAUGAUAAUAUAAGCUUAAGUUAAUACAAACCUACUGAAGUAGUUAUGCUGUCAACUCAAUAAAUAUGGCUUUAUAUUUUUAAAACAUAUAUCUCAUUUCAAUGCAACUUAAUUUUUAACCUUUCUUUAAUGGGGUCUUUCCUUCUCUAUUAUUACAAACAGGACUAUAAAAAGGACUACCAACACAAGUAUAAAAACAGUAAAGAUGCGAGGGUGGAUACCAGGGCAUAUUGAUCAUAGUGAUAGAAACGAUUCAUGUCUAUGGUUUGGCAUGUGAAGGGCGGAGUCCAGGGCUGUUUUUCCACCAUUUCUACCUUCCCUGACAGAUUAAAUAAAACAUUUUUAUAAACUUUUAUUCAGCAUCUAAAUGUUUUUCUUAUAUUUGCAAACAUGAUUUUCUCUGCUUGCUUCACUUUUAAUAUGUUUAUCUUCUUAGGCUUGCUUGGAAUUUUUAAAAUUGAUUGAUGCUUCUUACUGUCCUUGUUGGUAAAUUAUGUUGAUGAAGGGGCAGACAUUGACUUUUUAUGCGACCAUGACCUUGUUAUAUUUGUCCUCACAUAAUUUUAUUAGUUUGGCAACUUAAAGGUCUUUGAUGAAA
Messenger RNA from Pomacea canaliculata, 3086 nucleotides. Its product is annotated as short-chain dehydrogenase/reductase family 42E member 1-like. Gene Ontology annotation, biological process: steroid biosynthetic process. Lineage: Eukaryota; Metazoa; Mollusca; Gastropoda; Architaenioglossa; Ampullariidae. Gene Ontology annotation, molecular function: 3-beta-hydroxy-Delta5-steroid dehydrogenase (NAD+) activity. The record is from RefSeq and is a predicted model, not a curated record.